Messenger RNA from Alternaria triticimaculans, 393 nucleotides. RefSeq lists its product as uncharacterized. The transcript is spliced from 2 exons. The record is from RefSeq and is a predicted model, not a curated record. Lineage: Eukaryota; Fungi; Ascomycota; Dothideomycetes; Pleosporales; Pleosporaceae. The coding region runs from base 1 to 393 and encodes 130 amino acids.
AUGACCAUGAGAAUGAUUCAAGAGUUAUGGAAUGGGGGCCGAUACUGCGAGAUGUUCGCCAACAUGCUUCCUGAAUUCAGAGAGCGCUGGGGAUACAGCUCAUUCAGGAAACUGGUGCACAUCGGGCAGCGUUGGAAGCUAGAAGAUAGCGAACACGAGAACGGGUCUUCGUCAGGACCGAGCACGUAUGAUGGGAGCGACGAGGAGGACGAGGAGGACGACAACGAUAUUGAAGAAGAUGAGGACGAUGAAGGCGAUGACGACGAUGAGAACGAUGAGAACGAUGAGGAUGACGAGGAUGAUAAUGGACAGGCAUACUACCACAGCGAUGGCGAUAGUAAUCAAGGAGACUAUGAAGCUACCUAUGACGACAUGGAGCAAUGGGGGUAUUAG